Penicillium roqueforti is the source of this 393-nucleotide messenger RNA. RefSeq lists its product as uncharacterized. The coding region runs from base 1 to 393 and encodes 130 amino acids. The transcript has a single exon. NCBI's taxonomy places the organism in Eukaryota, Fungi, Ascomycota, Eurotiomycetes, Eurotiales, Aspergillaceae. The record is from RefSeq and is a predicted model, not a curated record.
AUGGCUGAAAUCCAUUUUCUUCCCAAUAUGUCUGGUAAAAAGAUCACUAUCGGCUUUGAGGACGGCCCGGAUGCUACUCGUUAUCCCCUUUGGGAAUGGACCGUCAUUGAAAAGUUAAGCGAACUUCCAAUCCCCAUCACACCAGAGGAGUCGGCCGUUGGCAUGGGUCCAGCUUUCACCGAGGGAAAGUAUCAUUGUCGCGACGGGAAAGAGACGGCCUUCAUGCGCAUCUACAAACAGAUUCCUCUUGAUGGUACCCGACUUGAGGAUUCAGAUGUGCGGAAACCCCAGGCCGGUCCACCAGGUGAUCAUGUGGAAUUGGAAGCCUUGAAACUUCUCACAGAGAAAGAAUGCUCUGUCACUCCUCGGCUGCUUGGAUAUCGCAUUGGCUAA